CUUUGCAUUCACGUGAGGAUUGAGGCAAGACACUGUAGUGCAGGAAUCGACAAAAGAGGCAGGAAUUCUUGCUGCAGAUGACUAUAUGGAGCAGGGAAAUAUGGACUGCAAGACAUGUGGCAUCUGCAAUGAAGUCUUCAACGAGGACGAUCGCUGCCCGAGGAUUUUGCCCUGUACACACUGCCUGUGUUCGAUAUGUCUUUCUGAACUCAUCGACAGAAAUUCCAAGUCUUGUCCAUUCUGUCGCGUCGAGUUUACCGCAAGCUCAUCUAAGCACGUUGGUAUAAACAUUCACCUGCUAGAAGUCUUGAGAUAUGUUUCUGACCUAGAGACUACCAACACAUCCCUGCUUGAAAAGACACCUAUGUUUUGUGAAAUGAGUCCUGACCUUCUUAAAAAGGUAAACAAGAAAUUGACUAAGGAACUUCUCUUGAGUUGUCAGAGUAUGACAGAUCAAAUUUCUAAUGUCAUCCAGCAUGUUUCAAAAUUUAAAAGUGAUUUAUCAGAAGUGAAUGAAGACUAUAAACAUAGUGCACAAGCAGAAAUGCACGAAACAACAUCAAAAAAUGAGCUAGAAAUAAAAUAUCUCAUCGACGAAAAUGAAAGAUUAGAAACGGAACUGGCCUCCAUAGUAGAACAAAAAAAGCAAAUACAAGAAUUAGAUUCGAUGAUAGAGGAGGCUGUGGAUUAUGCAACAAUUGGACUCCUUGCUGAUAAAGUGAAUGGACUGAAAAACACCAUCAAAAAUUCUCAGGAGAGAAUUCAAGGCUUGUUGUCAGAGUGGGAUGGAAAACACUCAGAUAUUGAUGAAGCUAUAACGGCUACGAUCAAGAAACAUCUCUUCUUACAAGCUCGAGGUGGUUACGAACCUACCAAGAGUGAGCAGAGCACUGCAAUGCACAAACGAUCCAAUUCUUCUACAGCUGCGGAUGCUGAAGUCCUAGGAAGCUCAUACCCCAGCAGCAUUCCUGGUCACCAGAUGCCAGGUUUGAGUAGCCUGGGGGAAGGUGUCCUGAUGAUAACAGUAAGGCCAAAAUUGCAUGGUACCAUAAGCAGAGAAAUCUAACAAACUCCCAGGUUCCUAGUUCAUGCAGUCCCUUCUUGUGUUACUGAGUUGUUGAUUCACAAGUACGUCUCCAACUGACAGAGUAACUCAUUCCAGUCUUCUUACAACUCCUAACAGGCUGAUACUUUGAGGCAAAAAUUCAGCGUAGGAGUCAAGAGGAUGCUGCAGGAGGGAAAGGUUUACGUCACUCUGAGAGACCCUACUGGAAACAAGCACGCUAGACUAUCGGCCACGGACAACCAUGUGUUGUGUCUCCAUCGCUGGACUCAGGAAUUUCCAACCGGUGCAAAAGUGCUUCUGGAUCAUGCUGAGGUCAUGGCACACUUUGACGAUGCAUCACAGCUUACAUUUUUGGAAUUGGGUGCUGGAGACUCGGUCAUCGGAAAAUUAUGCAUUCGUCUCGAUUUAAAUUCGCCUGCUGCUGAGAAUUUCAGAGCCUUGUGCACCGGUGAACUGGGUCCCUCUUACGUAAACACGAAAGUCUCGGACGCCGGCACGGACUUUUUGGGAAAUAAACGAGUUUAUUUCGGCGUUGAGAGACUAAGAAGUUAUAAGGUGUUUGGAGAGUUCAGCUUGAGAUAUGAUACGACAUUUAAAGAGGUCGUCCUGCUAAGUCUGAAGUAUGAUGGAAUUUUCCUUUUAUCAUUUAUAGCAUUUAUUGUUGUCUAUGUAAUAUGUCAUAACCUGAAAGUAACAAGUAUUAUGUGGUUUGCACUCGGGAUAUUAUUCUGGGUUUUGGUUACAAAGUAUUUUACGCCUUGGAAAAUACUUGGUACAGGAUCAGUAACAGUAAACUACCUGGAUUGUCCUGAGGCUACAAAGUUUCGCAUCAGCACAGAGAGCAAAAGGAACGUGCCGUCUCUUGAAUUCAUUGGCACCGUUGACUCCGGUCUCUGCAAUUUGCGUGAUGCCAUUUCUCUACAUUCCAAUAAUGACCUGAAGAUAGUAGACUGCGGAACUAUUUUGCAACCUCGAACAUAAACGACAUUUAAGGAUUCUAGAUGUUGUUACUGUUGUGUUGAGAAUGAUCUGAUCACCAGUACUGAGAGCGUAAACAAAUUAUAGAUGCUGGUUAAACAAAUGACUGAAAAGAAACUUGAAGCCACAUAACCUACCAUCAUACUUUUUAAAUGGUGUCUGGCAUCACAUAGGUAGUUCCCACCAAAAUUCUGUACCGAGCAACAAGUCUUGGUGGCUAAAUUGAAGCAACUUAUGUCCAUGCUGGUUUUAACUACCCACUGUUCCUCAACAAACAUGCAGGAAUUCAACUUUGUCACUAAUGUUGAAAAAUCCACUUGCGCCUGACAAUGCCUGCACUGCUAGUUUCCAGGAACUGUGUAAUUUGAUCAACAACCUUAUUAUAUUUGUUACAUGUAAACCUUCCUUUUCAAUUAGCAAUAGUAACUUUCCUGUUAAAAAAAAAACUUAACAGCUGAUAAGGAAAUGAAUAUGCAAAUUACCAUAUGGAAAAUAAAACACAUGAUAUGAAUCGUGGCAGGCUUUGUCUUACUGAUUAACCCAUAUUCAAAAGAACUGAUAUAUAAUGAGAGAAAUUUUCAAUAUAUAUGCAGGGCGACAUUACAAACAAACAUACAUGAUGCUCUUAAUGUCCCAUUUAAUAAAACAUCGGCGUACUUUAAUUUCUUGCCUAUUUUUAUAAUUGCAUCUAAUUCAGGGCUACCUACACGUAAUGCCUUCAAGACCACGGAUACAAACAAGACCAUGGAUACAAAAACUGAUUUCUUGAUUUCACAGAUGUGGCCAGAAUAAAGAUAUACACUGGCAGAACAUUGGCAGGUUUUCUGAAUACACAACAUAUAAAUUCAUUAUUACCCUUAUUACCAUUAUUACCAUUUUCCUUAUCCACAAUAAAAUUUACCGUGUGACACUAAUAAAUUUCACAAUCAAAUCAGGCCUCGUCAAGCUGUCUUACUUAAAUAAGGCAAAGUGGGUCAAGUUUUAUUCCCCGUGAUUUAUUUUCCCUGUUUAUCUCCACAACGCACAUUCCUAUGAUUGUAAGAGCGAAGGGCUAUGUAGUUUGAUACCAGUAAGAGUCAUUUUCCCCCUCCGAUGGUCAGUCACAUGAAGUUGAAACUGAGGAACUGCAGAUACAAAUUUUCAAAGGUUAAACCAGUGGGAUGUACAUUCGAUGUACAUUAUUCAAGAGUUGUAAAAUUUAUGAGAUAUACCUUUCAUGCACAUUAUUCAAUAGGUGUAAAACUUAUGUGAUGUACCUAUGACGUACGUUAUUCAAGCGUUGUAAAAUACCUGGGAAGUACAUUUGUUAUGUAUGUUAUUAAAGAUUUGUAAGCUUAUGAGGUGUACAUAUGAUUACAUUAUUCAACAGGUUUAAAAUUUUUGGGAUAUAUAGUUGAUGCAUGCUAUUCCAGUGGUGUAAAACUCCAGGGAUGUACAAUUGAUGUACUUUAUUGAUGAGGGGUGAAAUUUAUGAGAUGUACAAGAUCUGAAUAUCUGAAUUAAUUUUUCUAACAACCAACACUACAGAACUCUUGUGGCUGAGUUAUUCAUUGGCCGUGGUAGAAGAAGAAACUCACUCUAGACAUUAUUACAGUCUGGCUGUAGUGGUCCUGCCUGGCACGUUACCAAUUAAGUAUCAGGCAUUGCGUUAUCAGAGAUUUCUGAUAAUUUUAAUAUAUGUCUAAUGUUGACGGAGACCUUGAGGCCUCCU
Molecule: messenger RNA, 3755 nt
Organism: Macrobrachium nipponense
Lineage: Eukaryota; Metazoa; Arthropoda; Malacostraca; Decapoda; Palaemonidae
Product: E3 ubiquitin-protein ligase trim-21-like
Exons: 4
Coding region: 86-1066 (326 amino acids)
Biological process (GO): protein ubiquitination
Molecular function (GO): ubiquitin protein ligase activity
Source: RefSeq, a predicted model, not a curated record